CUUGCGGGUGCUGCAUCUUCACAACAACCUUCUGUCGUCGCUUCCAAGCGAGAUGUCAACGAUGCGUCAACUCUACAUCCUCAUUCUCGCAUUCAAUCGCUUUACCUGCAUACCUGAGGUGCUUGUCAGCAUGCCACAGGUGGAGAAUGUCGUCAUGGCAGGUAACUACAUCGACAGAUUACCGGGUGACACCGUGUCCGGACUCAAACACAUUAAACAGAUGGACCUACGGUUGAACAGUCUGACGUUGCCUCCUGUCGUCACGAUGACCUUUGAACUGUUGGAGCAUCUCACGCACCUUGACGUGUGUCACAACAACGCGACGAAUCUGGACCUGCGCGCGCUGCCGUCGCUCGAGUACCUGCGCUGCUGUCACAACCAGCUCGUGCUGCUGCAGGCGAGCGGUACCAGUCUAAAACAGCUGCACGCGCGCCACAACAGUUUGCAAAGUAUUUACGUCACUCCUCUGCCAGAGAAUCUUAGGAUACUAGAUGUCGCGCACAAUGAGUUAGGGAAGCUGCCUGACUGGGUGUGCGACCUGUGGAGACUGGAGAAACUCAACGCCAGUCACAAUAGACUCACUCUCCUGCCAAACAGGUUGCUAAGCAACAUGGAGUCACUCAGACAUCUUUAUGUGGAUCACAACCAGCUAUCGGCUCUGCCAGACUGGGUGGAAAACUGUGCCGUAGAAACGUUACACGUGGAAUAUAACCGUCUAGAAGAACUCCCCGAUAACCUUCUCAUCAACUGCCCCAAGCUGUGUAUAACGCAGGUGCGGCUGCAGCAGUACGGCAGCGACGAGGGACUGUUCGCUAUGUGCGACGGCGGCAGGAACAACGAAGCGCCGCUGCUGCUGCAGGAGAAGCUACCCGCCAUCAUGCGUGACGAGAUGAAUCAUCCGCUGACGAGCGAACGCUACCUGAAAUACACGCUGCUCACCGCGCACAGGAAGCUGAAGGCGAGCGGACAGCGUCUGGGCGCGUCCGCCGCUCUCUGCCACAUCCGCGCCGCCGCGGCGGACGACGUCGACAGCUACGGCGACUACUCGCUAGGUGUCGCCAACGUCGGCUCGUGCGAGGUCGUGCUGUGCCGCCAGGGGGAGGCACUGCGGCUCUCGCGGCUGUUCACGGUCGCCGGCGACGAGCCGGAG
Priapulus caudatus is the source of this 1150-nucleotide messenger RNA. Its product is annotated as PH domain leucine-rich repeat protein phosphatase 1-like. Lineage: Eukaryota; Metazoa; Priapulida; Priapulimorpha; Priapulimorphida; Priapulidae. Gene Ontology annotation, molecular function: protein binding. The record is from RefSeq and is a predicted model, not a curated record.